AUGUCCCUCAUUCCGUCUCGCUUUCUGCCCGCCCGGGUGAGCGAUGCCAGCGAGCAGGAGCUGGCCCAGGCGCUCGCUCAACUCCGCGCCGUGUACGCCAUCGGCGUGCCGCGCGAGAUGUGGGUGUGGGAAGGCGAGCACGCCGACGAGGAUGAGGAGACAGAUGACGCGUUCGAGGCACACUACGUGCGCACAUGGCUCCAUCGCCUCGUGCAGUAUGGAUGCACGCAUGCCAAGGCCGCUGAUCUCGUGGAUGAGGCCGCCUCCGUGCUUGUGCAUCUCGCGGGCCAGGCAGCAUGCGGCGAGCGAUGGUGCACCUACUAUUUUUUUCUCACACCACACGCGCCACGACAUUCGGACGAGGCGGUAGCGAGUGUGAGCAUCUGCGAUGGCGCAUUUGUGGGAGAUGCACUAGGCGUACGCACAUGGGGCGCAGCGCCGUACCUGACACGCCGGCUGAUCCAGCAGUACGCGAGCGCCGGCAAGCACAUGCUGCCUCGGCGUGUCUUGGAGCUCGGCGCGGGCACAGGCCUCGUGGGUCUAGGUCUGGCGCAGUGGCUCGGAGCGCAGCGUGCUGAUGCUCACAUCACACUCACUGACUACGAUGCGACAGUGCUUGCCAACCUGCGCAGGAACGCUGAGGCAAGUCACGGUCGCGCGGACGUCCGACACCUCGACUGGGAAACGGUGUAUCGAGACAUGCAAACAACAUCCAGGUGCUAUGAUACAUGGGCACAGGAAACACUACCACAUGAUAGGGAUACAUCGCCUGCGCAAUAUGGCGGCGUCGACCGACACGAACAGUUUGACGUCCUCGUCGCCGCGGACUGUAUCUAUGAUCCGCAGCACGCACUGUGGAUCCAUGCCGUGGCCGAGCGGCAUCUUGUACGCCCCACAGCAGCGUAUCCAAGCCCCCAACUGCACAUGCUUGUGCCUGUACGACGCACGCAUCUCGCUGAACUAGCGAGUGUGCACGCCGUCUUUUCAGAGUCUAGCCCGUUUCGCAUCGCUCAGACCCACGUUAUUCAGGGCCACGAUGAUUUCGGACCACCUUGCCUGUCUUCACAGAGCCCCCGAGCACGAAAAGGCAACCCAAUUUCCUGCCAGCACUUUGUCAUCGAGUGGCGUCACGACUCGCCCUUCCACGCCUGA
Molecule: messenger RNA, 1152 nt
Organism: Malassezia restricta
Lineage: Eukaryota; Fungi; Basidiomycota; Malasseziomycetes; Malasseziales; Malasseziaceae
Product: putative methyltransferase
Exons: 1
Coding region: 1-1152 (383 amino acids)
Source: RefSeq, a predicted model, not a curated record